This is a messenger RNA of Lathyrus oleraceus (garden pea), 564 nucleotides long. RefSeq lists its product as uncharacterized. The record is from RefSeq and is a predicted model, not a curated record. The transcript has 2 exons. Lineage: Eukaryota; Viridiplantae; Streptophyta; Magnoliopsida; Fabales; Fabaceae. The coding region runs from base 1 to 564 and encodes 187 amino acids.
AUGACGAAGGCUGUGUGGGACACAAUGGUAUGGUGUUAUGACGGUGAUGCAUCAGUGAAGAAGGUAAGGCUUCAGUCUCUAUGUAAGUUGUGUGAGAAUCUCAGUAUGAAGAACGAUGAAAAGGUACCUGACUACAUCUCCAAAGUGAUUCUGAUCACAAAUGAGAUGAAGUCGUGUGGAGAAACUCUCUCUGAAGAAAGUAUCAUUCAAGAAGAGGUAGAGCAGCAGUCUCUGAAAGUAACUUAUGGUAAGAAAUAUCAGAAGAAGUCUUGGUCUGAAGCCAGAAAGAGAUCUGAUGGUGUUAAGAAGUCAAAAGCCUCAACUUCUGAAAGGCAAAAGAGUGCUCGGAAAGGGAAUGGAAAGUAUGACAAGAGGAAAGUCCAGUGCUACUGUUGUAAGAUGUUUGACCACUUUGUUGUUGAUUAUUGGUCAAACAAGGAAAGGAAGUCAGAAGAAGCAAAUGUAGCCAAAGGAGAUUCUGAUGAUGAAUCAGUGAUAUUGAUGGCUUCUGAAUCUGAUGAUGCAUUCUUGGCAGAUUGGUGGUAUAUAGACACUGGCUGCUAA